CCCCACAUGCCCAACAUAUACCCAAAAAGAAGCAAUUUCGUAAAAUUGGCUGCUUAUCUUUCCCGAAACUGCUCAAGAAUUUCCUUUAUUUUCACCAUUGAUCAGCCAACAGCAGUAAACCCCCGUAAAAUACCUUUUCUUUCUGCCAGCUCACUUUUUCCUCUGCAGAUUUCCUCUAAUUUUGUCCGGCUCUCCAAGUCCCUCAAUCAUUCAGUCACCAACCAGUUGAAACGAGAGAAGAACUCAUCUCCAAUAAACUCUCACCAAAUCAAGCCGAAUAAAGAGAUUAAUCUCUUCAGAUCCAAAGAUGAAUGCUACCGAUGUUCAAAAGCAGAUCCAGCAGAUGGUUAGAUUCAUCCGACAAGAAGCGGAAGAGAAAGCUAAUGAGAUCUCCGUCGCUGCUGAAGAAGAGUUCAAUAUUGAGAAGUUGCAAUUAGUUGAAGCGGAGAAGAAGAAGAUAAGGCAGGAGUAUGAGCGUAAGGAGAAGCAAGUUGAAAUUCGUAGGAAAAUAGAGUACUCCAUGCAACUAAAUGCAUCUCGGAUCAAAGUCCUUCAAGCUCAAGAUGAUUUAGUUAAUGCCAUGAAAGAGGAAGCAUCCAAAAGGCUAUUGGAAGUCAGUGGUGACCAUCAUCAUUACAGACAUCUUUUGAAAGAGCUCGUUGUUCAGAGUUUGCUUAGACUGAAAGAACCUGGGGUCUUGUUGCGCUGCCGAAAGGAUGAUGUGCACCUGGUGGAGCAUGCUGUCGAUUCUGCUAAAGAAGAAUAUGCUGAGAAAGCCAAUGUCCAUUCUCCUGAGAUAAUCAUUGACAGUGUUCAUCUCCCACCAGGUCCUCAACACCAUUCCCAUGGUCUUUCAUGUGCUGGAGGUGUUGUUCUGGCUUCUCGAGAUGGGAAAAUUGUGUGUGAGAACACUCUUGAUGCAAGAUUGGACGUCGCGUUCAGGAAGAAACUUCCUCAGAUCCGAAAGGAGCUCUUUGGAUUUGCUGCUGCAUAAUGAACGUAUGGCUAGGAGAAAUUUAAAUGUCCUCUGGUUCAAGAGGCUGGUAAGAUUUCAGAUAUGGUAAUGGAUCUAAGCCUACAAUUUGCUCACAUGCUUGAGAGUAGUACACAUUGUAUUUAUUGUUGGAGUAACGAUGAUUAGUAAUUACAUGAGCUCAAUGUAUUGUUAAUAUACAUCGAACCUGACAUAUUGAAUUGCUUAUUUUACCUCCUUAUGGGUCAGUCUAAUAAAGAACUCCUUCGGAUGCAUAGCUGCUUUCCUUGAUUUGCUUGUGUAAGUUUUGGAUGGUCUUGAGCAUUGUAUGGAAACACUGAAUUGCUGAA
Amaranthus tricolor (Joseph's coat) is the source of this 1323-nucleotide messenger RNA. Its product is annotated as V-type proton ATPase subunit E. The record is from RefSeq and is a predicted model, not a curated record. Gene Ontology annotation, molecular function: proton-transporting ATPase activity, rotational mechanism. The transcript has 6 exons. Gene Ontology annotation, biological process: proton transmembrane transport. Bases 308 to 994 code for a protein of 228 amino acids. NCBI's taxonomy places the organism in Eukaryota, Viridiplantae, Streptophyta, Magnoliopsida, Caryophyllales, Amaranthaceae. Gene Ontology annotation, cellular component: proton-transporting two-sector ATPase complex, catalytic domain.